Molecule: messenger RNA, 11036 nt
Organism: Mytilus trossulus (common blue mussel)
Lineage: Eukaryota; Metazoa; Mollusca; Bivalvia; Mytilida; Mytilidae
Product: 1-phosphatidylinositol 4,5-bisphosphate phosphodiesterase epsilon-1-like
Exons: 39
Coding region: 272-9007 (2911 amino acids)
Biological process (GO): lipid metabolic process; small GTPase-mediated signal transduction; release of sequestered calcium ion into cytosol
Molecular function (GO): guanyl-nucleotide exchange factor activity; phosphatidylinositol-4,5-bisphosphate phospholipase C activity
Source: RefSeq, a predicted model, not a curated record
AUUUUCUGAACUUCCGGUAACUUUAGAAAAAAAAAGUUAAAACCUCCUAAAAGCAAAUUAUGAAAGAGUCAACCAUUCCAUUGAUAUAACCUGUCACCUAUUUAUUACAGACUAGCAUAAAACUUGCUAUGAACAGCUACAGAAAAAUGAGUGCCUGGAUGGGAAAUAUAAAAUUUUUGUACAGCUUUCAAAAUUAUUACAAACAUCGUUGGAAAUUCUCAAAGGGGGACAAUCUUUACACUUCACUGCUCUCAGUAUCAUUAAUCGUGUCAUGGAUAUAUGUAUUGUACAUAAGAAUUAUGAAAUAUCUGCCAUUUAUUCACCAACUGUUGACUGUGUAAAUAUUUCUGGUAUUGAUGUCCAGAGAAGUCCGAAACAUUCAUCGUGUCCUACUGGUGUAAAUAUUCCAGAUGAACCCAGCAAUCAUUCAAGUAGUGCUUUUACUAGAAUAUCAUCAUCAGCGCAUUGUAAAAAAUCAAACUCCAGUUCUAAUGAGAACAGUCAGGAAAAGUCAGAUGACGAUGUUGAGUGUAAAAAGUCAUCAAAUAUUAAAAAACUACCACUGACCAUCUUAACUCAAACGGAUCCUAGUCAAAUACUCAGUGUGUUACACAACAACAUUACCAUGCAUAAGAGAAUCAUUGGUACUCGUCAAAAGUGUACUCCAAGUACUAGAUGGCGACACUGUACUCAUCACUGUCUUCAGAUUCUUAGCGCAAGGAUUUUGGCUAUUAUGAGUCAUGGACAUCAAGUUCAAAAUCGUAUUGUAACAGAUGGACAUUUGAAGACUUUGGUGGAAGCCUUAGAUCCAAACCAUGAUCCUCACCUGCUGUGCCUUCUCCUCCAAUCAUUAGCCUCUAUAGCCCUAAAUCCUAACAACCAUCAACCUCUCAAUGAUGUAGAUAUAUCUGAUAUGCUGAUGCAGUUACUCCUCCCCUCAGAUGAAUGGUACUACACUAACCAUAGUACUAAGUAUGCCAAAUAUGUGAAGUACCAUGCUGCUAGAAUUCUGGUCUACAUGGGCCUACUACAUAAACUUGGCGGUAGAGUAGACUUGUUUGACAGGAAGCCAUUUGAAGAGAAUGAAUUAACUAGCCAUCUUAAUGUUCACUCUCCUGAAGACAGUUUUAUAGAGCUCAUGGCCAUGGGACGUGCCAAAAUGUGGAACAGUAGAAACCACCUUCAAGCUGCUUCUUUAGAGGGUCUGGUUGCUGAACUCAUUCAGGAAGCUGUGAUAGAAGAGAGCCAUGACGAUAUUUCUGCCUUAAAUUACCAGUUGUCUUCCUCCGUGGAUCACCUCCCCCGUCAUCCAGCCAAUCACAUCUUGUCGCCUGUAAUCUCACCAAAUUGCUCAUUGGAAUGUAUAGUUGACACUUAUUCAAAACCAUUUUGUGAAGUUUUGUUAAUGGGACUACCAAUGAUUGUUCAUCCAAUUAUAAUUUUACGUCUGCUUGCUCACAAACUGUUUGGGAACAUGAUCAGAAGAAAAUCGUUAUAUGCUGAAACCAAGUUAAAACCACCAAAGCCCACUAAUAUUGGUCAGAUAGACAUGUGUCCACCACGUUCAUUACACCAUCAUAAUGAACCGCCAAAACAUGAACCAGAAGUUAAAAAGGAAAGUUUAAAAAAGAGAAAAUCAAAUCCCAGAGAUUCAGACAUGGAUUCACAAUCAUCAUUAUGUGCUGAAAAAGAAUUUACAAAACACAAUGGCAUUUACUCUAAAAAUGGAAACACCUCAUUAGCAUUACGAGCAAUGGGUCAUAGUUUAGCUAAUCCAUUUGAAUCAAGUAUUCCAAUUAAUCAGCAGAAGAGUGACAGAAAGGGUAGCUUCCUUGAAGAAAGUCACCACAAAGGCCAUCAUCCUGCCCAUAUUUUUGCCUGGCAGCAUAGACAUUUAUUAUCUAAAUCACAGGGUAAUGUUGCCAUAGAUAGUUCAGAAACACUUCCGCUCAAAGAUGACGAUACUGAUAGUUCAAGUUCUUCGUCAGUAACCACAUCAGAUGUUGAUAUUAUGGCAUUCCAAAGGGAACUUAUUAAUCUUCCAACGUUUGUGAUGGACACACCAUCAGAUGUUUCGCCUGUUUUUUCUAGGUCAAGUUCUGUUCCAGAUAAUCUUGCCUCUCGUUCCAGUAUAACUGACCCAGUACCUGGAAUUAGUUCAGACAUUCUGCACCGGGAAAGGGGAGGUUCAGACCAUGAGGUUUAUAAAGUGCCAAACUCACCAUCAUUUGUGACAAUUCAUACACCGGACAAAUUACAUUUUAAUUUAAUAGGCGAUUCGUCAACUGAUCCAAAAGAGAAUGCAUUGUCUAACAUUGUUGUAAGAUUUGAGCCUCCGCCAUCGCCCAUAUCUAGUGCUAGUCAGAGUCCACAAAAUUUUGAUUUUCCAGCGCCAUUUGACAUAUCAAAAUUAGGUGAACUAUCAAAAUUAACUGUUGCCACUGACAAGGGAGUUAAUACUUCAGCUAGUGGCAGUCAUUUGAUGCCAUCACCCACGACCUCUGUCACGUCAUCAACCACAACAGGUCACUCCAACACUUCACCUUGGUCACCAACGGCAACCACAACUCAUUCAUUUGUUCAUUCAGAAAUUCCAAGAAACCACCGUGGGGUGCUAAAAGUGAUAGAAACUUGGAUUAAUGUAUGCAGUAAUGAUUUAGACUGCAGUAAUUUAAUUGUGCAUGAGAUGAGAGAUUUCCUGCGUAAACUGUCAGUAUUGGGACAUGAUUAUAAAGCUUGGUGUCACAAAAUUGGUGCUUUGUUACAUUUAGAGGAAAAAAGUGUUGCAAAACAGAGGACAGAAAAUACAGAUGACCCAGAGUAUAUUAAAGCCAUGUACAAAAAGCUUCAGAAAUUGGUUGUGAGUGGAGAACUUCCAUGUACCAAAGAGGAAGCAGCUACUUUAGCCAGUAUCCAGCUACAUAUUGAAGAAGCUUGGCCAGAAAAUGAGGCACAAGCAAACAUUAAAGAAAUUCAUCAGAAACUACAAUUCAGAAUUAACGACCCACAAGAAAAUCUACGUCGUAGAAAGGAACUUAUACGUAGCAAAUGUGCCAGCCGAAUAACAAGUACUCGGAGGAGUAAAGGUAGAAUCAUCCGACAGUUGACCUGUAUUAGCGACAAUGAGGUGGAUUCUAAUGGUGAAAUUGAUCUGACCAAGUACCUUCCUCCAGAUUUAGUAUCCUCCAAAAAGAUAGGAUGGCUGAUACAGGAAAAACAGAAGAAGCUAUGGCACACACCUCAUUAUGACAGUGAAAUCAAGUUAAAACAGCACUAUAUAAAGAUUUGUAAAAACUUACCUGCUCAUGGCUGUAAACUUUACCAAGUCAAAGAAUUACUCAGAGGAAAUGCUCAGAAAAAGAUUACAAGAAUGUUUGGGGUUGGCACUGACAGAGUUGUCCUUCUUGACAACAAAUCCAAAAUUCUGGCCAAGUCACAUAGUAUUAAAGAGUUACAAGAUUUUAAUCCAGGCAGUGGGAAAUAUCACGAUGGACUUGACUUAGAAUUCAGGGGAAGUAAGCCAUGGAAUCUUACAAUGUCCUCAUUAGAAAAUCUGAAGUCUGUGACAGCCGUAUUAUGGGAUGCCUUAGACAUGGAUGGUAGAUAUCUCAAUAAUGGGACUUUACGUAGAGAUAGUUUUGACUUCGAUUUCCAUUGUAAACCUUCACUUUUACGACCAGCCAUCCAUGGAGGCUCUCGGUACUCAAAGGAAUUAGAACAUCUCAGAAAGAGGCUACAUUUCCCAGAAGAAGUUGCUAUCAUGUUAACCAAUGUGGAACAUGGCUUGUUUAACAGUAUUUUACCGUCACACUACAUUCGACAGGUUACUACUGACCUGACACGUGGAUCUGUUGUCAACAGGAAGAACUCCAGUGUGGAAGAUCUCAUACAGAGAUUUAAUGAGGUUAGUUCCUGGGUUACACAACUGAUCAUCACUCAGCCUACAUUUGAGAACAGAAAAGCUAUUUUGUCAUGUAUCCUCAGACUUGCUUUCUAUUGUUGGUGUAUUGGUAACUUCAACACAACCAUGGAAAUUGUGGCCGGACUCAAAUCAGAAAAACUGAGACCUUUUUGGUUGUCCAUACCUGAAGAAGAUUUGUCCACACUUCAUUUCCUAGUCUCUGCUUUGUUGACCAGACAAAUGACCAAUGAAUACAAAGAAGCUCUGAGUCGAUCUCUUGAUAUCCCAGAAUGCAAAGUUGUACCAUUUUUCGGAGGAUUCUUGAGAGAUUUACGUGCAUUGUUUAUAACGCUUCCAAGUGUGAUUGUGUUGCCUGCUGAAGAAAACCAGUCCCUCGAGUUUAUAUCUGACUACAAUGGGGAAGAUAGAUUCAUGACAAGGAUUGGAGUCGGAGGUCUACUGAAUAUGGAUAAGCUAAAACAAGCUCAUAUUGUUUUAAGUGAUAUAGCUUUAUUUCAUAGCCACGGUCAGAGGAGAAGAGAAGAAGACUGUCAGAGUAUGGAGGCUUUUGAGGAAUAUGAUAAUGAUUGUGAAAGUGAUUAUGACCUUGACCUUGAUUCUUAUCAGCCAAUAAAGGAAAUUUCGGCAGACCAUGAGUUCAUGUUAAUAACUAGAAAAAUGGCUAAAAUAGAUUCUCAAACGUUACAGAGCUUACACCACGGAACAACCGUUGUAAGAGUGGAGGAAGACAGUAAUAGGUCAUGCAUGUGCUACCUCAAACUGGAAAUUGACAAUUCGACCUUGACUUGGAGGAAACAGUCAUGGAGUUCUCUCAGUGCAAGCUCUUCAACAUAUCCAGACUUUGCUUUAAAAGGUGAAUCUGAUUCCAGUUCAACACAGGUUUUAUGUAUGAGGUAUUCAGGUGGUGAAGAUGUUUAUGAGACUUUGGAAGAGGGUUUUAUAGAUUUACGUCUAGUCAAAGAAGUUUCAAGGAAAAAUGACUUAACUAUGAAUGAUCUUGGAAUCAUUAUGAAAAGACAUAGCAUGGAAAAUUUGGAUUCUCAGAAAAAUGUCAUAUCAAUUCUAUACGGUGCCAGUUACUCAGAAAAUCGUAAAAUUUACUUUGUUGUUCCCAAAUUCACUUGUAGAAUGUGGUACUCAGGUUUAGUACGUUUAGUCAGAGCAGCCAGACGACUUUCAUGGCAGACAGAUAAACGUGUACAAUGUUUGAAAGUACAGUAUUUACAAUUGUUUUAUGAGAAUGAGAAAUGUCUAGGACCAACUCCUGCUGAGGCCAUCAAGGUAUUUGGAGGUCGUCACUGGUCAGCUAGACCCCAGACCACUUCUGGCUCACAAGAUCUCACACCAUCUUCUUCCAAGUGGACACCUAAUGUUGGACCAUUUAAGAAGAAAAACAGUAGUUUCUCAUCAUCUAAGAGUGUAGAAUUAGAUGGUCAAGGCUCAAGAAGGUCCAGUGGAUACAUUACAACCUCCAAGGAAUCUAGUCCAAAACUAGCAGGCAGUAGUGCAAUAAAUGACAAACACUCAGGGAUGUCUAAAUCAUUUGAAACCGGUAUACCCAAGUCUCUCGCAGCUAGUGACCAAAACCUGGAUAAACUGUUGAAAAACGAUAAUGGUGAAAGGCCACGUAGUCUCACAUUCAGUUUUACAAAUUGUUAUCGUAACAAGCGAAGACGUAUGUCUCUUGGAAUUCAUUCAAUGGAGAACAAAACAAGCUCAAUAACACAUUCCAUUCAGCUGACAUUCCUGGAUUUCGUUGAUUUGUUUAAAGCUUUUAGUUUACGAUGUCGGAGAGAUUUGAAAGAUUUGUUUGAAGAAUUUGCGUUGUCGUGUAAACCUAGCGGAAAAGAUCCACCUGCUGUUCGACCGCCUGGAUAUGCUCCACCCCCUGGGGAUUACUGUGUGAUUACAAGAAACAGUUCAUAUGAGUUAUCACAAGACAACAUACAGAGACAUAAGAUAUGUGAUGCCAUUGCUGUAGCGAGUAUAGGACCAAACUGUGCAGGAGUUGAGAGCACACAGAAUCGCUGUCUUAGUCUUAAGGAAUUCAAAGAAUUUUUAGAAGAAUACCAAGAUCAACAUCUUCAUGAUGAAGAAAUCAUACACCUUAUUCAGCAACAUGAAGCAGACCCAGUAUUACGUAACAAUAACUGCUUGUCAUUUGAAGGAUUUGCUCGGUUUUUGAUGGACAAGGAUAACUACGCCUAUAUCUACGAGAAAACCAGACACAAUGACGAGGAUAUGGAACAACCACUGUCUCAUUACUACAUAGCCUCAUCUCAUAAUACAUAUCUAACAGGGCACCAGUUAACUGGAGAGUCUUCACCAGAACUGUAUAGCCAGGUGUUAUUACUAGGUUGUCGGUGUGUAGAGUUGGACUGUUGGGAUGGAGAUGAUGGGUGGCCUAUUAUUUACCAUGGUCACACUCUAACCACCAAGAUACAGUUUAAAGCAGCUGUAGAGGCUAUCAAUAAAAGUGCCUUUGUGACGUCUCCCUACCCUGUUAUCUUGUCUAUAGAGAACCACUGUUCUGUCCCACAACAACAGAAGAUGGCCAAAAUAUUUAAUGAAGUUUUUGGAGAGAGACUUGUUACCAGUUUUUUGUUUGAAAGUGAUUUCUGUGAAGACCCCCAGUUACCUUCACCCAAUCAACUGAAAUACAAGAUAUUAAUAAAGAACAAGAAAGCUAGAGACCAGGAAGGCUUUCCUUUGAAAAAGGUAUCUUCAUGUCCAAGAACCAACAGUAUGGCGUCUACAGACUUUGAUGACGAUGAUGUUGAUGAUGAUGAAGAUGACGAAGAGGAGAUAACUGAUGUAAAGGAACAGCUUCGUACAUCUGUUGAUAGCCAAGACAGUCAAGCUGGGGACCAGGAAGAUUCUAGAGGAAGGAGCAGUACACCUUCUGAUUAUCAGGGGAGACCUUCUUCUGGAUCUUUCAGUGAGAGAACAGAAAGAAGUUCAAGGAUCCAGUCAGAACUAGUUGACUGGCAGUUUGUUGAUGAUCCCUACGACCCUAAAACUCCCAAUAAAUCCAAGCAAAAGAAAACCAGUCAAAUUGCCAAAGAGUUGUCAGAUCUUGUUGUGUAUUUCCAGGCAAUAAAGUUCAGAGGGUUAACCAUCAGUCCCAAUACCUCACUAAAGAAGAAAGGAAUCAGAAGAAGUGCCAUUCUAACAAGUAAUCCAAGUACACCUACCACUCUGUCAGAGAAGAGCGAAGUGAGUGUGUCUUCAAAUAUGAUUCGACAGAGACGACCAGACAGUGUUCCUCCAUGUUACCAGGUGUCAUCACUUAAUGAAGGCAAAGCCAGGACACUGUGUAGACGUAGUCCAAUUGGUGUUAUCAAUCAUACUGAGAAGCAGCUGAUGAGAACAUACCCAUCAGGCAUGAGAAUUGACUCAUCCAACUUUAAUCCUGUCAUUUUCUGGGCUUUCGGUCUCCAGAUGGUAGCACUCAAUUAUCAAACUGAAGACAGAGCAAUGGCCCUGAACACAGCCAUGUUUGAACAGAAUGGUCAGAGUGGAUAUGUUUUGAAGCCAGCUGUCAUGUGGGAUAAAAGUCACAUGAUGUACAAUCAUUUUAAUCCAAUGGACAAAGAGUUUGAUGGAUUACAUGCUACUUUACUUACUUUACGGGUUAUAUCAGGACAAUACAUAAGUAGCAUCCAUACAGCCAGUACUUAUGUGGAAGUGGAAAUUAUAGGAAUACCUGUGGAUUGUGCCAAACAUAAGACUAAUGUGGCCUCCAGAAACUCUUUGAAUCCAAUCUGGAAUGAUACCUUUACUUUUCAGAUAAUGUUCCAUGACUUGGCUUUCAUCAGAUUUGUAGUGAUAGAUGCCAGCACCAAUCAUAUCCUCUCUCAGAGAAUUAUACCACUUAGGUGUCUGAGACCAGGUUACAGACAUGUGAGAUUAAGAAAUGCCAGUAACAAGCCAUUAGAACUUGCCACUUUGUUCAUCUGCUCUAAACAUGAGGAAGAACUUUUAGACAUGUGUAGUGGGGAAAACAAUAAUGAAUAUAUGGUGGAUUAUUCAUCAGCCAAACGAAGGUCAUUUGCCAAGGUCAAAGAUUCGUCUGAAGGUGGAAGAGAUUUACUAGUACCAGUUAACGUUGGAGCUAGGAAGAGAAGAAUGUUUUUCAUCAGUGUUUACGGAGUUAAUGACCCUGAUGAGUAUGUCAUCCUGAAGGUCACACAAGAUACAUCAGUAUAUGACGCCAUUGCUCAGGCAUUGAGUAAGGCUGGAAAGGUUGAUGAUAUUAUAACAAACUAUGUUUUGGUGGAAGAUGUCCAGAGUGGAUGGGAGAAAAAGGAACAAGAAAGAGCAAGUGAACAGAGAAUACUGGAUAUGACUGAGAAAGUCUUACAGGCUCAGAAUAGAUGGACUGGAGCAGGGAAGUUUAUUCUUAGGAAAGUCAGUGAUGAUCCUAGCAGUAGAGCUUGGAUUACAACCAUGCUAUCCAGGGAACGACAGAGAAUAAAAUGUGAGAAUGAUGCUGCUGAUUGGGAGAGUGUGGAACAAGUUUUUAUUGUCUGUGUAUAUAAUGUAGCACCAGAUCAACCAUACACAAUAUUCAAGGCACCAAUAUCCAGUUCAGCUCAAGAUAUCAUUACACAGGCCAUGAUGAAAGCCCACAGAUCAGAUCCUGAAAACCUAAGAAAGUUUGUAUUAGUAGAAGAGGUAGAAUGUCCUAGCAGUGAAACACAGAGUCCACAUGCCAGGCGACACAGCACUGACCACCCAGACAGACGCAUUCUAGAUGAUGAUGAAAAUGUUUACCUAGCUCAGAGAGAAUGGAAAACAAAUGGAAAAUUUAUUAUUAUGGACAAAAGUCAAGCAGAGCAUGAUAUUAUACAUAUUGAGAGAAAAAAGAAAGGAUCAUCAAAGAGUGGUCCAUCUAAAGGAGGAACAAGUAAAGUCCAACCAAAGAAAAAAUCCACCAAGAAUCAGUCUCCUGAUAAAACUGAGACAAGUACCGGUACCAAGUUACCCACAGCAUCUGGUGCAUGGCAAGGAAGUCCUUCAUCUCAGUCAGGAUCUACUCUGAAGAGACUGUCGGCCAAGUUUUCACACAAGCUUAGCAAAUGAAAGACCAUAAAGAGAACCUUUAACUCAUAAGUCUUGGGUUACUACACCCAAUAAUUACAUCAGGAUAUUUUGAAGAUCAGAUGUAGAACUUGGAAUUUUUAUUGCAGGAAUAUUGUUACAUUUUUAUUCUAAUUUUGCAUGAAAGAUCAGAAAUGCCAUUAGUAAUGCAGUGAAAAUGUUAUUUAUAUUUGCUGCUUAUUUUACAUAAAAAAAAUCCAAGAAAAUCUGCUGAACAAGAUUUACAUAUAUGGACCAUUUGAAGUACAGAAGUGACAAUGAUAAGGGUAUUGUAAUGAUUUUUAUACAAUUCAAAGGUCACCAGUUUAAACAUUGAGACAUUUAUGUGAAUUCAGAUUAUGAAAGUGAGAAUUUACAUAUUUUGUAUGUUUGUGUUAUCAUAAUUGGUGUAAAUUCCAUUCAUUGUCAUAAAGACAUCAUCUAUUAAUGACACAUGCUAUUUUGAAUCGAGUUUAUCAUGAAUGGUUUGUUGGUGCAGUUAAAGGGAGAUAAUUUAAGUUUUGUAGAUUAAAUUAUCUCCCUUCAUCAACACUGUAAAAUAUAAACUUUACAAUUUAAUGCUUGAGCAUGCAUUAUUUUAAGAUAUCACAAAAAGAUCUCUAUUUAAAGUGCAUAUCUGCUCUUUUAUUUAAUUGUGUAACAGAUGUUGCCAUUUUUAGGUCAAUUGAGACAUUGAAUAACUGUGUAUUUGGACAAUAAAAGUGUUAUUGUGUAAAUGCUUAAGUGAAAGAAUAUGUGUGAUAUAAAUCAGUUGACUAUACGAGGAGAUUGUUAUACUAUAGAUAUAAUUGUUUUAGAUGUAAAACAUACUUUGUUUAAAACCUAUAUGUGCUAUUGAAGUAAAUGUUCAAAGGAAACCAUUAAAUGCAUGUAAUUUUUGAAACAAAGGCAUUGAAAUCUCACCAAGAAACCUAAUUGUAAGGUAUUUUGUUACCAUAUUUUUACCCUAAAAGCCACAAAUACGGUACACUGGAUAUUUAUUACUUUUUUUAAAUUAUACUUUUAUCAGUUUGUAAAAUAACUAAUUUAUUGUGAACUGUUCAAAGAAUUGAUAAGUUUACAACCCAUAUAGCAAUUGGCCAAGAAAAUGAGAAAAAUUAAAGACAGACCAUAAUUGGGUGCUACAAAAUUAAGAAAAAAGGAAAAAUGAGAAAAAAAGAGUUAUCAAAAGAUCAUAAGAAUUGCAAUAUUUAGGCUAAGGAUUAAAUUUGCACUACAUUUUGGUAUUGUAGUUAUCACAAUUAAAACUUUUAUGUUUUUUACAAAUCUCAAAAUAAAUAGUAACUGUAUUUAAGUUGUAAAAUAGAAUUCAACAAAAAAGAAGGUUUUGUUUGUAUCUAAGCUAGGCAGAUAUUGAUGUUGUAACAAACACAAAUCUAUAUUGAUUAUUUUUGUGUAGGAUUUUUUAUGUAAAACAAUUUGUAAAGUAGAUCCUAGCUAUUAUGUUUGCUGAAGUAUGUUUGAAUCCCACACAAAUAGAAUGAAUAAAACAUAAAGAAUUAACUUGUUAGUAGAGCAUUACAGCCUAAGCUGUGUAUGUGUUAACCCUUUUUUUUUUGCAAUGAUCAGUUCUUCCUAAAGUUUAAAACUUGUAAGUUAUUGAAAUGACCAGUUGAAUGACCUUGAUUCAUAUUUUCUGUGAAACUUGAGUUUGUUUUUAGUAACUCAUCUUUUGUAUAUAGCUCUCCAAUCAAUUAGGACAGAAUUGAGAACUUGCAAGAAAAUUGGUUAAUACAUGUAUAGCCGUAAAAGGUAAAAACUUGUAUGGAUUAUGCUGUAGAAUAGACAGGUGUUGAUAUAUUAGUUGCCAAUGUCAAAUUGUAUAAAUUAAUUUAACCAACCUUAGUAAAUCAAAAUGUUGAUAAAUGUUAUAAGCCAUUUGUGUUUAUCAUUUGCUUUCAAAUGUUAUUGUGAUUUUAUCAAUGUUAUUGUGAAUUUUUGUUGAUUUUUACAGUUAAAAAAGAUAUUUUUACCAUUCCAAAGGAACAAAAAUAAAAUUAUUUAUUUGUGU